Molecule: messenger RNA, 2418 nt
Organism: Trichosporon asahii var. asahii CBS 2479
Lineage: Eukaryota; Fungi; Basidiomycota; Tremellomycetes; Trichosporonales; Trichosporonaceae
Product: endoplasmic reticulum protein
Exons: 3
Coding region: 1-2418 (805 amino acids)
Molecular function (GO): hydrolase activity
Source: RefSeq, a predicted model, not a curated record
AUGCCUGACGGGCACUGGCGGGCCAGCAACGGUGCAGCAAUCGGCCCGGCACGCACGAACGGCACCGCUCAGCCCAAGCCCAACGGCACUGCACACUCCGGCGGCAAAGUCAAGAUGACCCUCGACGCCGACGCCAAGCAUGACCCGCAGGCCAUCGACCAGACCGCGGUCAGCGAGGAGGUGUCGCGCCCGAAAGUCGUCGAUCCGGAGUGGGGCGAGCUGACGCUCGAGAAGGCGCGGGAGAAGCUGCUGGAACAAGCCCCGCGCAACCCGCUCUGGCGCUCGUCGCUGUUCCGGCGGCUGUACCUCCUCUGUUUUGUCUUGUUCUCGCUCCUCGUCUUGGUGCCCGUCUGGGCGCUCUACUACUUUCCCCGAAGCAACCGGCCGUUCGGCGCUUGGCCGCUCCAGCGCUGCCUGCGCGUCCGCUGGAGCAGGCACAUCUCGACCGUCGUCGCCAAGUGCGAGAUUGACUAUCUGGGCCGAAACCUCGAUGUUCCGCUGCACCCGUACAAGCUGAAAUGCUCACAUCCGAUCAUCAUCCCGCCCGCGCCGGCGUCGUGGCUGCGCGGCCAUCCCGCCGAAAUGCUCAAGGAGAUCCACAAGAACAGGGGUAACUGGCGCCCCCGCUUCGUGUACCGACACUGGCCAACCCGCUCCGGCGCAUACGGGAAGUGGAACCCGCGCGCAACCCCUUCUGUGCCAGAAGACGAGGGCUUCGUGCCCGUCCAGGCAUUCUGGUACACGGGGCGGAAGAUUGCGCCGCACUCCCAGCCCCGCCGCAGACAUGCCGGCCAGCCCGUGCUCCUCAUGUUCCACGGCGGGGGUUAUAUCCUCGGCACGGCGGCCGAGAGCGACCUCACGUCCAGUGUCGCGCGGAGCUUUGUCGCGCACACCCCGAUACGGCAUGUGCUGAGUGUGGAGUAUCGCCUCGCGUCGACGAGCCCCUGGCCUCUGCCCCUCCUCGACGCGAUUAGCGCUUACCACCACCUCCUGUCCGAGGGCGUGGCGGAGCGCGACAUCGUGAUCGCCGGCGACAGCGCGGGCGGCCACUUGUCUCUGGCACUAGCAAGGUGGUUGAGGGACGAAGGCCCCGCGCUCGGCCUCUCCGGCCCACGGGGCCUGGUCCUGCUGAGCCCCUGGAGUGAUCUAGGCUUCACGCACUUCUGGGGCGAGCGGAAUGCGCAGCACAAUGCCGAACUCGACACGAUUGACGGCAGCUUUGGGCCCUUUGCGGCCUCGCUGUUGUUGAGAGGGUUGGACGAGUAUACAGCCUGGGAAUCACCCUAUCUCGCCCCUGCGGGCCUCAUGCUGCCCGAACGGAGGGAGAAUGGGUUCCACGGCUUCCCGCCCACGUUCAUCGUGUAUGGGCGCGCGGAGAGGCUCGAGAUGGAGAUUCGCGAGCUGUACAGGCGCAUCAAGGCGGCAAGGAGUCAUCGCCGCGUCAGCGGCGAUGCCGCAGCCGCAGGCGCCGUCGGGGAAGACGGCAGCUCGACCCCGGGCGGCGAGAAGCGGGGCAAGCGUCGCACGACGCGGGACCGCCUGCUCGCGACGCGCGAGGCAGUGCACGACUUUAUGAUCUUUCCCUGGUUCAACCCCGAGACGUCGGCCGCGUACGAGGAGAUAGACGACUGGCUCCGACAUCUGUUCAGCAUUGAGGCCGCGCCGCGCAUCGAGACAACGCCUCCGACCCCCGAUCAGCUUGAGGUUGAGCCAGUCGAAAAGGUGGCUGAGAGGGAACGUGAGCGGCUUGCUGAGCGCGAAAGGCGGAUCAGGGAGAGGGAGAUGGAGCGCGAGGAGCGCGAGGCGAGUCUCGAGAAGACCGAGGCUGCCCUUGAUGGCAUUCGCCAGCGGCCGAGGGCGAGGACGCACACGGCGGCGACGCGGCCGGUGACGAUCCACACGUCCGCACUUCCUCCUUCGCUUACUCGACCUUCCGUGCCCCGGUCCACCUCCACGGCCACGGUUGAGCGGCGGCGCAAGACGAGCAAGACGAGUCUCACGCCCCGCCCGCGUAUUCGCCUGCUGCCCAAGAGUCCGCGCAUGAUGCCUGUGCACGACACGCCAAGGGCGUUCGUGCGCGAUCUGCGCACGCAGAGUCUGGACCUGAUCGACCUGCAUCCUGUCGAUAUGCUCGAGGACGUGCUGAGCCCGCUCAGGCUGGACGAGAGGGGGGACGAGUGGCCGAGCUGGCACGAGAUGGGGGCGAGGGAGCCGAGUGAGGAGGACGAGGAGCGGUAUGAGGAGGAGGAGGAGGAGGAGGAGGAGGACGACGACGACGACGACGACGACGACGACGAGGGAGAGGACGCGGAGGAAGGAGAGGGAGGAGGGGCAAGCGCCAGCGGCAGCGAACCACCCAAGCAGGAAGAAACCCACGACAGCGAGGACGGAAGCGAGGAGCGCUGGCUCUUCGAAUAG